AUGAAAACAUCGAGAACAUUUUCUCUUCUGUUGUGUACUUUCACCUGCUUCUUUGUGCGUUUAACUUAUGCAUCGGACACCCUGAGUCAUGGACAAUUCUUGUACAGCAAUCAAACCUUGGUUUCUGCCGGCGGAGUGUUUGAGCUAGGCUUUUUCAGCUCCCCCUCUUCGCCGGACACGUACAUGGGAAUCUGGUUCAAGAAUGACAAGAACCAAAAGCCAGUUUGGGUUGCAAACAGAAACAGCCCCCUUAUGGAUUCCGUUGGAACGGUGGGUUCCUCCGAAGUAUAUCUCACCAUCCGGUAUGAUGGGAACAUGGUGAUCCUUGACAGAAGAGACACUCCGUUUAUUGUGAAUUAUGGAGCAGUUGCACCAGGGAAAAACACAACUGUAACGAUUCUUGACUCGGGAAAUCUUGUCCUGAUGGAAGGAGGAGACACGUUUUGGCAGAGUUUCUAUUACCCGACGGAUACAUUUCUUCCUGGAAUGAAGUUGGGGUUGUUCAACAUAAACACUGAGGAGUCGAGGAGACAGUAUCUUGUGUCCUGGUCAAGCACUUCUGACCCUACUGAUGGUCCUUAUGCUCUAGGCAUUGAUCAAGUGAACCACACUCAGUUCAACGUCUGGCGCAGCGAUGGAGCUUUCCAACAGAUUGGAUUUUGGGAUGGCCAUGAAUUCCAUUUAUUCUUCAAAAGCAAGUCGGAUAAUCUCAACUACAGUUUCGUUUGGCAUAGUAACGAGAUUUAUCUUACUUUUAGCAAUAAAAAUAGUAGCAUGCCUUCGUGGUUCGUGGUAGCCUCGGAUGGGCUGAUUGAUGAGUUCAUGAUGGUAGGAAAUGAGAUUACGAUUGUCGAUUAUUCACUAUGCAAUGACACAAUGGCACGCAGUUCUAACGGCUGUUUGGUGCGGACGCCAUCAGCGUGCUCAGAUGGAGAUAAUUUCUCACGUGUCACAGGAAUGCUGCCGAUUUCAUUGUUUUUAAGUUGGCCAAUUCGGAUAGAUCCCUAUGACUGCGAGAUAUUGUGCAGGAACAAUUGCUCAUGUGUUGCAUAUACAUAUGAUUCUCUGCCGGAUGAUGGAACUCUAUGUCAACUUUAUUAUGGAAAUAAAACCGAUCUUCAAAGAAUCGUCAGGACAGGAAACAGCACCAUCUAUGUGCGUGGUAACGCCUUUAAAUCCGGAAUUUAUGAAUUCCGCAGUGGCACGAGAGACAGUAUGAGGCUGUUAUUGUCGCAGUUGAAUGCCGAUGAUAAUGCCAGCAGUCCUAAUCUUAUAGAAUUUGGAAGGCAGAAGGAUCAUGAGUUGCCACUGCUUAGCUUUUCAUUUAUAGUGAAAUCCACGAAUAAUUUCUCUCUUGCAAAUAAGCUUGGGCAAGGUGGUUUCGGGCCUGUUUAUAAGGGCAAAUUACUACAACACGACAUUGCAGUCAAAAGGUUAUCCAAAAGUUCUGGACAAGGACCGGUGGAGUUCAAGAACGAGGUGCAGUUAAUCUCUAAGCUCCAGCACAGAAAUCUUGUGAAGCUUUUGGGUUGUUGCAUUCAUCGAGAAGAAAAGAUACUAAUAUAUGAGUACAUGCCCAAUAAAAGCUUGGAUUCUUUCCUUUUCGAUCAAUCAAAGCGAAGGCUAUUAAAUUGGAGACAGCGCAUACACAUAAUCGAAGGGAUUGCUCAAGGGCUUCUUUAUCUUCACAAGUACUCUAGAUUAAGAAUUAUUCAUCGAGAUCUGAAAAUUAGCAACAUCUUAUUGGAUGCUCACAUGAACCCCAAGAUUUCAGACUUCGGCUUGGCUAGAAUUUUAUCUGGGAAUGAAUGUCGAGCCAAAACAAAUCGGGUUGUUGGAACAUUUGGCUAUAUGUCUCCUGAGUAUUUGAUGCACGGCCUUUUCUCAACUAAAUCCGAUGUGUUCAGCUUUGGAGUUAUUGUAUUGGAGAUUGUAAGCGGUAGGAAGAAUGCAAAUUUUUAUGAGUCAGAUCAUUCCCUAAACUUACUAGGACAUGCUUGGAACUUAUGGAAAUCUGGGCGAGCCGCGGAGCUUAUGGAUUCGACAUUGGCAGAUUCAAGCUCAAUGCAAAGCCUUGUGCUCUGCAUUCAGUUGGGUCUUUUAUGUGUCCAAGACUGCGCAGAAGAUAGACCAACCAUGUCGGAUGUUGUUUCGAUGCUGAGCAAUGAAGGAGCAACUUUACCUAACCCUAAGCAGCCUACGUAUUCGAAUUUAACGACAGAGGUUGAUAAAGCAUUAAUGGUUGAUAAACCAUUAAAUCGAUUGCCUUCCGUAAAUUUAUUAACAUUUUCGGAAGUGGAAGCACGAUAACAGCUUCGAAAGCGAAUCAAAGGUAAAUCGUUGCUUGUGUUCCAAGUAAAUGUGCAGAUGUAUAGCUAUAUGUUCUUUUUCGAACUGAUGAAGCCACCUGAGGUGGUUAUUUUCUACUUUUUUUUCCCUUCUGAAUUUUAUCCUCUACCAAAAUGUACAUAUUUAUUUUUUAUUUUCUCCAUGCACGUAUA
Messenger RNA from Pyrus x bretschneideri (Chinese white pear), 2501 nucleotides. RefSeq names its product G-type lectin S-receptor-like serine/threonine-protein kinase At4g27290. Lineage: Eukaryota; Viridiplantae; Streptophyta; Magnoliopsida; Rosales; Rosaceae. The transcript is spliced from 6 exons. Gene Ontology annotation, biological process: protein phosphorylation. The coding region runs from base 1 to 2310 and encodes 769 amino acids. Gene Ontology annotation, molecular function: ATP binding; protein serine/threonine kinase activity. The record is from RefSeq and is a predicted model, not a curated record.